ACUAAUAGUAACCAACUUCAAAGAAGAAUAUUAGAAAUAUUCUGGAAAUUCUAAGUGACAGCUCUUUUUAUGAGUAGCAGUGUGGGAAUAUAUUAUCUUUUGUUCAGUAUAGAUAUUGCAGCUCUUUUUCAUUGGACCAGAUAAAAUGAAAGUAGAAUUGAAAAGGAGGUAUUGAUUGUUGCCUUGUGCUUGCAUGACCUUGGCAGAACAGUAUUGUAGGAAUGUUUUCGAAUGACUCAUCAAAAACUUAAUGAAAGUAAGAGGGGCCAGUGUUUGGAACAAAAGAAUGCUGUAAAUUCUAAAGGAAACCACACUAUUGAACUGACAGGAACAGUGCUUAACUCUGUAUUUUGACUCCUGAUUGUCUUAAUGGAAUUUACUGUUAUAUUCUAAAAAGCUAAUGAGAAUUAACCACAGUAUCCAGAUUUUAUAACAAAUAAUUCCAGAAAGAAACUAUGCUUCCAGUAUCCUGGACUUCAGGAAAGAAGUGUUCUCUUCAUGCAUUCUAAAAUAACAAUGGUUCAGGUGUCCUAAACCACAAAGAUAUAUUCCUUUGAAUCAACCUAAAGCUGCAACUGAUGCCUCAGUGUGUUUGGAGAAUAAAUGUGGAUAUCCCUGAAGAAGCUAAUCAGAAUCUUUCAUUCAGUGCUACUGAGCGAUGGUGGGAACAGACAGAUUUGACCAAACUAAUCAUAUCAAACAAUAAACUUCAGUCACUUACUGAUGACCUCCGACUCCUUCCUGCACUGACUGUUCUUGAUAUACAUGAUAAUCAGCUGACAUCCCUUCCUUCUGCUAUAAGAGAGUUAGAAAAUCUUCAGAAACUUAAUGUCAGCCAUAACAAGCUGAAAAUACUCCCUGAAGAAAUUACAAAUCUAAGAAACCUGAAGGGCCUAUAUCUCCAGCAUAAUGAACUAACUUGCAUACCAAGGGGAUUUGAACAACUUUCCAACUUAGAAGAUUUAGAUCUUUCGAACAAUCAUCUUACAACUGUUCCUGCUAGUUUUGCUUCUCUAUCCAGGCUGCUGCAACUCAAUCUUUCCAGUAAUCAACUGAAGAGUUUGCCUGCAGAAAUAAGUGGAAUGAAAAGAUUAAAGCAUUUGGAUUGUAAUUCAAAUCUCUUGGAAACUAUACCUUCUGAAUUGGCUAGCAUGGAAUCACUAGAAUUGCUUUAUUUACGGAGGAAUAAAUUACGUUUUCUACCGGAAUUUCCUUCGUGUAAAUUAUUAAAGGAAUUACAUGUAGGUGAAAACCAGAUUGAAAUGUUGGGGGCAGAACACCUUAAGCAUCUGAAUUCUAUCCUUGUGCUAGACCUGCGAGAUAACAAGUUAAAAUCUGUUCCAGAUGAAAUUACACUGCUGAAAUCUUUGGAAAGGCUUGAUCUAAGCAACAAUGAUAUUAGUAGUCUGCCCUGUUCAUUGGGAGAACUUCAUUUGAAAUUCCUGGCACUAGGAGGAAAUCCUUUGAGAACGAUUCGAAGAGAAAUUAUAAAUAAAGGAACCCAAGAAGUCUUAAAAUAUCUACGAAGCAAGAUUAAAGAUGAUGGACCUAGCCAAAGUGAUUCUGUUACUGAGACUGCCAUGACACUACCAAGUGAAUCUAGAGUCAAUGUACACGCCAUCAUCUCAUUAAAAAUAUUAGACUAUAGUGAUAAACAAACAACUUUGAUUCCUGAUGAAGUGUUUGAUGCAGUAAAAAGUAACAUUAUCACUUCCAUUAACUUCAGUAAGAAUCAGCUAUGUGAAAUUCCCAAAAGGAUUGUGGAACUGAAGGAAAUGGUUUCUGAUGUCAAUCUCAGUUUUAAUAAGCUUUCCUUUAUAUCCUUGGAAUUAUGUAUGCUUCAAAAAUUAACUUUUUUAGAUCUGAGGAAUAAUUUUUUAAAUUCUUUGCCUGAAGAAAUGGAAUCAUUGUUAAGACUACAAACAAUCAACCUUUCCUUUAAUAGGUUCAAAAUACUACCUGAAGUUCUGUAUCGAAUUCCCACACUUGAAACAAUUUUGAUUAGUAACAAUCAGGUUGGAUCUGUGGACCCUCAGAAAAUGAAGACAAUGGAAAAUCUGAUUACAUUGGACCUUCAAAAUAAUGACCUCCUACAAAUUCCACCAGAGCUCGGUAAUUGUGUGAACUUAAGGACAUUGCUACUAGAUGGAAAUCCGUUCCGUGUUCCUCGAGCAGCCAUAUUAAUGAAAGGAACAGCUGCUAUUCUGGAAUAUUUGAGAGACCGGAUUCCUACUUAAAUUGGAGUUGUUACAUAAUCUUGGUCAUGUUAGUUCUUAGAGUUCUUAAAUUGAUAACUAACAUAUUUCUAAGGUAUCACGUACAUUUAUAAUGGUGUAACCACAUAUAGUGUUCAUACAUUUGCUCUGAAUGUUUUGCAUAAGAUUUAUCCUCACUUUCAUUCCCUUAUAACACAGCAAACAGUUUCUUCAAAAAUGAAUUUUUAUUUAUCAUACUUUAAUAUUUUUAUAAUGACAAAGCAUUGUUGUAGAGAUGGGUUUUUUUUUUCCCAUUUCUGUUUGUGUCGCGUAUAUUAUGACCAAUUGACUUGAAUAUGACCAUCCAAUUUCUACCUUUUUAUUGGCUAUAAAAUUGAAUUGAAUUUUAUUUAAUACUGUUCUUUGGCAUUUAAAAAAGUAAGACUUUUCAUUAUCCAUAAUAGAACUUUUAUGACGUGUUUGGUUUCAGUAUAAGUUUCAAGUUAAUAUUUACUGUCUUUUUUUUGUUUAUGUAGUUGAAAUAUUUUUUCCUAGCCUUUUUUACAUGUUUCAUGAAAUCAUUCUGUCGGGGUUUCUAAUGUCACAGAAAUGCUACAUAAGAUAUAGUUAUUGGUGGAGAAAGUAAUAAAAAUGUUGUUAUAAUUGCUCUCACAA
Messenger RNA from Balaenoptera musculus (blue whale), 2870 nucleotides. It is a transcript of the gene LRRC40, whose product is annotated as leucine rich repeat containing 40. Gene Ontology annotation, molecular function: protein binding. The transcript is spliced from 17 exons. The record is from RefSeq and is a predicted model, not a curated record. Lineage: Eukaryota; Metazoa; Chordata; Mammalia; Artiodactyla; Balaenopteridae. The coding region runs from base 579 to 2237 and encodes 552 amino acids.